Mesocricetus auratus (golden hamster) is the source of this 1458-nucleotide messenger RNA. RefSeq names its product killer cell lectin-like receptor subfamily B member 1A. Lineage: Eukaryota; Metazoa; Chordata; Mammalia; Rodentia; Cricetidae. The record is from RefSeq and is a predicted model, not a curated record. The transcript has 6 exons. The coding region runs from base 49 to 726 and encodes 225 amino acids.
UGGAGUUUGUCCCUGCUCACAGGUUCAGUGUCAUGUCUCCUAUUUGCAAUGGACACAUCGAGGGUCUGCUUGAAUUUAAAGGCAUCUGGGAUUCCAGGGGCUCAGCGUGCAGCACCUCCAUCUCCUCCCCCAGAUGCCUGUCGGUGCCCGCGCUCCCAUAGGUGGGCCCUGAAACUCAGUUGUGCUGGGCUCCUCCUUCUUCUCUUGACCCUGAUUGGGAUGAGUGUUUUAGUGCGAGUCUUAAUACAGAAACCAUCAGUAGGAAGAUGCAGAGUGUAUAUUCAAGAGAACAUCACUAAUCCAACAGAGAGCCCAGCUAAGUUAAGCUGCACAAAAGGCUGGCUUCCACACCGAGAUAAAUGCAUACAUUUUUCUCAAGAGAGCAACAUUUGGAAGGAAGGUCUAGCUGACUGUGCUACAAAAGGAGCCACUUUACUGUUCAUUCAAGACCAAGAGGAACUGAGAUUCGUAAAGGACUCAGCAAAUGUAAAAGGCAGUGCAUUUUGGAUUGGACUGAAUCACACAUGGCCAGACAAGAACUGGAGGUGGAUAAACGGCUCAACUUUAAGUUCUGAUGUACUACAAAUCACUGGUGAAGCUGAAAAAGACAGCUGUGCCUCCAUCUCAAAAUACAGAGUGGUUUCUGAGGACUGUGCUUCAGAUAACAGGUGGAUCUGCCAAAAGGAACCAACACUCGUCCCUGAGACCCUGUGUCCUGACUCCUGACUGAGAAUCCCAUCUUCAUCACUUUACUGUCCACACCAGAUCUCUGCACUCGACCUGUCUGGGCCGUUGACCACCCCUCCCCUCAGUGCACAGUUAGUAGCACAAAGCAUGGACUCUACAGCCUCUGUGACUCCCACAGAUGCCCGUGUCCAGUUUCUUUAUUCUGUGAGGGGACAGAGAUGCUGAUAUGACAUUUGAGAGAAGUGUUCUGUGGAAAGAAAUCCAGACAGCUGAGGAGCACUGGAUUCUAUCCUGGAGUCUGUGACCCUCACUGUCUGUGUCAUCUGCAAACUGCACAGAAAACAAUUUGCAAAAUCAUUAUUAAAAUGCUCAUGAUUCAGGGACUGGUGGAUCCAUCUCUGUUUGCAGCACUGGGAAAGCUGAGCCAGGAGGAUCGUAAGUUCAAGUCCAGCCUGGAUGUGCUGAAUUAAAAGAUAAUGUCCUCCAUAGCCUUGGGCAUUUUAUCACUUGGCCCCCAGUUGUCAGCAGCAGCAUGAGGAGGGUUUGGGAAGGUUUAGGAGAACAACCCUGCUGGAAGAAGUUGUGUCACUGGAGGUACCCUGUAAGAGUAAACGCCUCACCCACUUGUCCUUUGCUCUGCUUCAAGCUUUCAGAUCAAGGUGUGAGCUCUUGGCUUUCUGAUCCAGCUCCAUGCAUUCUGCCUUCUUCCUGCCAUUAUGGACUCCAAUCCUCUGGAGCCAAAAGCCACAAUAAAGUCUUCCUUCUAUUAUA